Molecule: messenger RNA, 1409 nt
Organism: Mangifera indica (mango)
Lineage: Eukaryota; Viridiplantae; Streptophyta; Magnoliopsida; Sapindales; Anacardiaceae
Product: glycosylinositol phosphorylceramide mannosyl transferase 1-like
Cellular component (GO): membrane
Molecular function (GO): glycosyltransferase activity
Source: RefSeq, a predicted model, not a curated record
UCACGACAUCGUUUCAAAAACCAUGGAUGAUCUUACUGAGACAGCGUACUCACGGACACAGCCUCUAAGAAACUGCGAUAGGCUAUUACCACUAAUUGUCUCAAGACACGUGUCAACUACUUGACAUCUUAGGGGCGUACCUGCUCUUCUUUUUUUCCACUCGCUACACCUUCACCACACUGUAUCAUCUCCUGCACCUUCUCCCUCCACGCCGACUAAAACAAAAGCAGUUGCUGUUGAUGAUGAUGAGAGGGAGCUUCUUGUUUAAUGGCAACCGUCGAACGGUCCAAAGAUUCAGACAAUUUGCGAUGCAGCCGAAGAUAAAGCUUAUACUCUGUUGCUGCAUCGCGUUGACGGUGGUUCUACUACUUUGCCGCGGUUCCUCGUUCAUGGAAUGGACCGAUAGCAGGACCGAGCUCGUGGAUCGGUUCGCUCCGCCACGCAAACGAUAUGCAAUUUUAAUGAACACGUGGAAGAGAUAUGAUCUAUUGAAGAAAUCGAUUUCUCAUUAUGCCUCGUGUCCAGGACUUGACUCAAUACACAUUGUGUGGAGCGAGCCUGAUCCUCCUUCAGAAUCGCUUACAAAAUUUUUAUACAAUGUUGUAGAGAAGAAUUCAACAGGGCAUCGGGUUGAACUGAAAUUUGACAUUAAUAAGGAGGAUAGCUUGAACAACAGAUUUAAAGAGAUUAAGGAUUUGGAGGCUGAUGCUGUUUUUUCAAUUGAUGAUGAUGUUAUAUUUCCUUGCUCGUCGGUGAAGUUUGCUUUUGAUGUUUGGCAAAGUGCACCGGAUACAAUGGUUGGAUUUGUACCUCGUUAUCAUUGGAAAGAUGAUACCGGUAAAUACAUAUAUGGUGGGUGGUGGUCUGUUUGGUGGACGGGCACAUAUAGUAUGGUGCUUUCAAAGGCUGCCUUUUUGCACAAAAAAUAUUUGCGGAUAUACACAAAUGAGAUGCCAGCAUCAAUUAGAGAAUAUAUAACUAAGAACAGGAACUGUGAAGAUAUUGCGAUGUCCUUUCUUGUCGCGAAUAUGACUGGUUCUCCCCCUAUAUGGGUCAAAGGCAAUAUAUACGAGGUUGGUUCGACUGGCAUUAGUAGCCUGGGAGGUCAUACUGAGAAAAGAACUCAUUGUGUAAAUAGAUUUGCAGCCGAGUAUGGCCUAAUGCCACUGGUAUCGACUUCCGUUAAGGCAGUUGAUAGUCGCAAGCUCUGGUUUUGGUGACGCAUUUCCACUUUAUUUGUAAUCCUAAAAUUCCACGUAACAGCUAGAAUCAUUUCAAUUCAUUGUUUAGUUAGAGUUGUGUUUAUUGGAUUCAUUCACGUCCCAUGCACAAUUUUUGUAUUAUUAUCAACAUGUAACAAAGAGGCAAUUAGCCAUUUAAAAGUAGUUGUAAACUUGUGAUUUUGUAAA